Molecule: messenger RNA, 312 nt
Organism: Geodia barretti
Lineage: Eukaryota; Metazoa; Porifera; Demospongiae; Tetractinellida; Geodiidae
Source: the annotation of a GenBank genome assembly
AUGGCCGGCACAGACAACCCCUGUCAGCGGUGCGGACGACCCACGGGCCAGAGCUCCAGCUUCACGUUCCGGCCCCGUGGCGGCGCCACCGGGGUCACCAAAUGCCUCCGCUGUGCUUUGCGUCACCGGCCGAUGCUGCGUCGGUCGUUAAUCGCCAGCGCCGUGGUGGGCACGGCCCUCACGGCGCUGAAUCAAGGUGACGCCAUCCUAGCAGGCCAAGUGGCCGGCGCGCUGGCCUGGAAGAUCCCGUUGACCUACUGUGUUCCCUUCCUGGUAGCCACCUACGGAGCGUUGGCCAACAGCCGAAACUGA